Messenger RNA from Onychostoma macrolepis, 1183 nucleotides. RefSeq lists its product as uncharacterized. The record is from RefSeq and is a predicted model, not a curated record. The coding region runs from base 1 to 621 and encodes 206 amino acids. Lineage: Eukaryota; Metazoa; Chordata; Actinopteri; Cypriniformes; Cyprinidae. The transcript has 4 exons.
AUGGCGGUGUUGCAACAAUAUAGUGAUAUUCUCAAUGUUACUCAGAAAACAGAUUCACAUGUAGAAACUUCAGCACUGGAUCAGUCUUCAGGUGGUUUAACCAAAAUAUUUGUUUCCAUAAGCCUGGCAUUACUGGUUGUGGCUUUAGCUGGUGUGAUUUACUGGUGUCUUUGCUUGAAGGCUAAACCAAAAGGACAAAAGUAUGGAGUGGAGAUAAUAUUAAAGGUUGUGGGACAAUCUGUCACUCUAAACACUGACACUGAAGUACAGACAGAUGAUCACAUAAAGUGGAUGUUUGGAGAUAAAAAGUCUCUCAUAGCUCAAACUAAAGAAGGGACUGGAGAGAUCACUGUAUAUAAUGAUGAAGAGGAGGAUGAUGACAGAUUCAUAGACAGACUGGAGCUGAAUCAUCAGACUGGAUCUCUGACCAUCAGGAACAGUAGAACCACAGACUCUGGACAUUAUCAUCUGCAGAUUAACAGAAGUGGAAAAACCUCUUUCAAGAGAUUCAGUGUUACAGUCUCUGACUCACCUGAAACCAGAAUUAUUAUGUUAUAUGACAGUGAGAUUACUGAGAACAAAAUGCCAUUGAUGGAGAAACUUCCAACAACUUCAGCAUGAAUUAAUUAUUAUUAUUAUUAUUAUUAUUAUUAUUAUUAUUGCAUAUAUAUAUGAGCCUGUAUUGCACUAUGUAUAAUCAUUUUCUAUUCUUAAAUGUUUAAAAAAAAAUUUAAAUCAAUUUUUAAAUCACUUUGUUUUGUUGUGAUUAUUAUUAUUAUUAUUUUUAAUUCCUUGUUAUUAUUAUUAUUUUUUUUAAUGACUAUUUCACUUCCUUUUAUGUAAAGCACUUUGAAUUAUCACUGUGUAUGAAAUGUGCUAUAUAAAUAAACUUGCCUUGCCUUGUGUGAGACACAUUAGUUAAUUGACCAUCCAAUGUCCAAUUCAGUGUUUCUGGCCUGUGAGUGAAAACUAUAAUGUGAAUAUUUUUUGCAGAAUUUAUUGGCAAGUUUCAGAUAUUUUGAGUUUUUAUUUUAUUUUCUGUUUGUUGAUAUGUUAAUAUCUGCGCUUUGUUUUUCUUGACUUGACUCAUCAAUGUUUUGAUGAUAAUAUCACUCUUCUGUAUGAUCUGACUGAUUUCUUCUUUGUUUUUAGUCUAAUUAUCUGUGCUUGAAUCAUUUGGUGU